AGUUCAUAAAUGUCAACGUACGGAACUGUGAUAACACAAGUGCAAAGUGCUAAAUAAAUUAUUUUUCCGUUAAAAUAAAUAAAAAUAAUCAGUUAAGUAAAAUUUCAUGAUGAAAUGAAUGACGUAAAAGUCUGGAAAAAUCUGCAUGAACACGUCUCGUUGUAGUAAAAUAUCUUUUUUCACAAAAUUAGUAUUUGUGAUGCAUUUAAUUUAAAAACAACCUAUAAAAGUAAGUGAAAAUUAAGUCGAAAAAUGGCUGUUCUACCCCCAGAUCCAGUGUUUUGUUUAAAAAGUGACAUGGACCAUAUUCACAGUUUGUGUUUUCCUACCACCAAUGAAAAUUACACUUCGAGACUGCUGGCGGCUACAGAAAAUGGGUUUGUGUAUUUUUGGGAUUUGGAGACCAACCGUCUCCAGCACAAACAAACAAUGGGCGAGUCCAUCCAAGCCGUCCAUUCCCUCCAAACUGACAUAAUAACCCAAGAAAAAAACGGUUUAAUCAAACUGUGGACCAUCGAGAACAACUCCAACUACGAACUGUCAAAAACCUACACAUGUAGUGGCGGUUACUGCCGCAGUCUCCUCCUCAACGAGAACCUCAUCGCCCCUCAAGAAGACAGCACUCUAGACAUUAUCGACAUCAAAACAAUGACAAAACAAAAUCGUUUCAUCCCCCACAAGCCCAAACUGGGUAACGUGAUGUGCCUCCAGAAAGUCGAACUUGGGGGGAAGAUAUACAUAUUGGGUGGAUACGAGACGGGAGACGUGAUUUUGUGGGAUUACUCCACCUCCCAGCCCUGCGGACAUAUCAAAUUGCGCGAAUACAUAACCUCGUUGACGUUUGAUCCGGUUAGUGGGCGUGGCAUAUGUGGAAACGCCUCCAACACGUUACAGAUCUUUACGAUAGAUCGGAAUUUUAAUAUCACGUUGAAGUGCGAAAUUUCGAUAACAAACGAUGGGUGCAAUACUGUCAAAUUGAGAAGGGAUAGGAAGAUCUUCGUGAGUGGGGGGUGGGAUGGGAGUUUGAGGAUGUUCUCGUGGAAGAGUUUGAGGUUGUUGGUGGUUUUGAGUGAGCAUAGGGGAGCGGUGACUGAUGUUCAGUUCUCUCCUAAGAAUGUGAGGUACUGGGAGGCGAAUAUCAUGGCGGCUAGUGGGGCAGAUGGGAUGAUAUCGUUGUGGAAUUUGUACAAUUGAGGAGGCGACUGAUUUGUACUUUGUGGCUGUUAUGGAAGUACAAAUAGGGUAGGAUUUAAAUGUGAUAUAUAAUUGUAAUCUCUUGAUGUUAUAAAAGGGUAGGUUUUUUAGGAAAUUGGAGUACCUAUAUUCUUAUCUUAGGGAAGGACUGACAUUGUAAUUAUUACUUACUUCAGGUGAACUUAAUCUCAUUUUACUAACUCUGGUAUUUUUAAGUUAAACUGAUAAAUUCUAAUCGUGUUGCUGCGCUAAGUAAACUGAAUGUAUGCAGGUUUGUGGAAUGUUAAUCAGCUCCAGUAUUGUUAGCUUUCUUAUCAUACAAAUAAAUUAUAUGUAGAUAAUUAUAAUAAAGUUAGUAAAAAAUU
Messenger RNA from Zophobas morio, 1559 nucleotides. Its product is annotated as guanine nucleotide-binding protein subunit beta-like protein 1. The transcript has 2 exons. The coding region runs from base 253 to 1194 and encodes 313 amino acids. Gene Ontology annotation, molecular function: protein binding. Lineage: Eukaryota; Metazoa; Arthropoda; Insecta; Coleoptera; Tenebrionidae. The record is from RefSeq and is a predicted model, not a curated record.